AUGAUUUGGCUGAUAGUGCUCCUGAUUCUCGGCUUGGUAGCUGCUCCAGCUAGCCCUGAGAUCGUAGAGCCAGGACCGGACUCUGGAAUUGUGUUAAGGGAUCAGCCUGGACUCCUGAUAACAGACUGUCGCCUGCACACACAGAAGGUGUUUGUCAGGCUCAACCCUAAGGAAGUCCUCAAGAAAAAUGUUCCGGUAACAGCUCAACUGACCAGUUGGGCCGGGACACAUUGGAGUAGACAGGUCGUAAAUCACGCCGAGUUGGACAUUACUUACAUGUUAGAGCAACUUCAGAAAUUCACUGUCACUCAAACAGAGUUAAGUGGUACCAACAGGAGGUCCAAGCGUUUUAUCGGAGCACUGCUCACCGCAGCCUCGGUUGUUGGCUCUCUUUUUGGUGUUGGGCUCUCCUCUGUUAACGCAAUUAGCUUAGCUGCCGUCAAACGCCAUGUGGGUGAGCUAGAAGCCGAAAUCCCAGACAUCAGGGCUCAGAUAAACAGACAGCAGACACAACUGCAGACUAUUGGUCAAACAGUCAAGGGCACCGUUCUGGUGGUUAACACCCACACAGAAGUCCUGAAUAAGACGCUGCGUGCUGUAAAUUCUUUGUUGUCGGUGGUCCAGGUCGACUAUGCUCACACAAUGCUAUUGAAUAUGCUCAUGUCAGACAUGUUGCAAGAAAUAUCAUCCUCAAUAGACAGCUUGGCUGCAGGCCGGAUUCCUCCGUACUUGGUACCUCUCUCAUUGGUUCAGGAUUUACUAUCAACUGCAACCAGAGAGGCCACCACUCCUUUACAAGCCCACCUCGCGUAUACCCUAGGUAGCGCUGUGCCGAUCUACGUUAAUCCAGAAGAUCGAGAAAUUGCUUUCCUUAUUAACUUACCAAUUAUAGCAUCAGGAAGCAUCUAUAGGCUAAAGGAUGUAGUCAAUGUCGGGUUUUGGAAAGAGGACACACACCUCCAAAUUCAGACCCCACCAGUGGUCGCUUACCACGACAGCAAUCCUGACCUAUAUCUAGCUCCUAACCUGCGUAUGUGCACACGAACCACAGACAUACACUACCUCUGCCCCAGUAAACCAUUUGUGUGGGACAGUACUAAUGGCCUCUGCGGCCUUACGCCCAUGGUGGCCGACACCAAGUGCCCUACUACAGCGAGACACCGCUCACAAGUGACUGUAACGCAGGCCGAAAGAGUGGGCCACCGUUGGUUAGUUAACACCCCCAGCAAGACUGCCAUUGUAAAUUACGACCAGCACGAUACUGCCACACACAUUUCUCUACUGGAUCAGACCAUGUGGAUUGAGGUGCCACCAAAUGCCAUUCUCCAUAUAGAUGACAUUGCCCUCUAUUACCUCAACCCUGAGCAAUUCGAAACAGAGAUUGAAGUGCCAGCUUUUUUCAGCAAGCAUACGCUGCAGUUAGAUCCAAACACUAUUUCUCAAAUCCAAUAUGCAGGUACUCAGAUCAUUGACCUAACGCCUGUAGAUGACGUCCUUAUAGACAUAAGGUCCCAAGAGAAGUCCCCGCUGCAACCUAUAGUCUAUGUUUGGUCCACCCCAGACACCCUACUAGCAGCCGCCAUAGUGUUAGGGUAUCUCCUGACCUUCGGGUUAACCUUCAUCUACGUCAAACGUGGUAAAGCCCUACAGUACAAAAUAGACCAGUGUGUAACUAGGUUACGACUCCGUAGACAACCGGAAACGGAACAGGGAGUUGAACAGCCAGAGGAAGACCAGGUGAGCCACAUGCUGGAGGUGUAGUCAGCUUCCUGUAACCCUGCACCCAUAGAUUUAGUAGGCUUAACACAUACAGUAGAUCUAACGAAGUAGCUAGUUCUGAACGAGACGCAUCACCCUCCUUGGACUAACUGCUGCUUCCACCUGGUCGUCUCAUCUCGUCGUCCCAAUGGCUCCUGGAGCUGCCAUCGAGACGAAGGGGGGAUUUGUAACGAGACAACUGCUUUCUGCUAUCCACAUUGAAUCCACCCCUCAAAGGAAUGCAGGCUCCCCUGAUUUGGACAGGAAAUGGGGGAGAAACGGUUUGCACACCAAGUUCCCAUUUACGACCCAGGCAACCAUUUGGGAGGUGAUAGUGAAUCUUUAACGCUUCCCAAAAAGGACAAGUUGCUUAUCAACCACACAGACCCAUAAACACGGAGUCUCUCACCCUGGCUGGGAAAGAUCAGAAUUGACACUUCAGGAUUAACCCAAUGACCUAAAAGGGAAAACAAGCCAGUUGGCGCCAAAUCCGAAAAACCAGAUACCUGCCAUAAAAUUCCUUGGCUUUCUUUACAGAGCAGAAGGAAGAUGAUGCCUGAAAAUGGUUUAACUUCAUGUUUAAUGGACACUUCACCAGAAUUUUCUGUCUGUACACCACAUUCUUAAUGAAAUGGUCUUUUUCACAAUUCUGUAACAUAUCCACAAGCCAAACUGUUAACUUCACAAAUUUAUUCCAGGUUUUUCCAUGGACCAAGAGCUCCUCCUAGUGGUGAUGCCUGAAUAUGGUUUGAUCAGAGCCAAAUGGCAGGAAUCUAAUCAUGUGUAUUUCUUCCCUUUUGUUUUAUACGCUGCGUAGCUUAGUAAAUGGUAUUCCCAAGAUAGGCUAGUAGUUUUAGAAGUAGUAACGUGAAACUCGUUUAGACUCAGGUUAAGAGUUUCUGAAUGUAUCCAUACUAUGUUUUGUCUACCUCACACAAUUAUAUAUAUUAGUCAUCUAUGAAGCUUGAUUGACAAGGUUAUAGUGUUGUCAAAUAUUAUUACGUAUGUGUUUCGUAUGCUGGAUUGUGUUUCUGUUCGAAUAGAUAAUUUGUUUUCUGUCCCUCUCUAACUUCUAAAAGUCGUAAAAUCCCCUGUUUUUAUCAAGAAGACGGCUGAUCAAAAGUUUACUGGUUUCAAUGUCAUGCUUUAAUGCAUCUGCUCAUAAGAAACAAUGAAGUGAAAUGUGAUUGUAUGUGAUGUUACAAACAGUUUAAUCAUAGUGAGUGAGUAAAUUAGAUCUAGCUCGCUUUUACUAUCAAGUUGAGUUAAUUCGCUGCCAGUCGAUGGGCUGCAUUGGGGAGGUCCCCCCCUUUUCUCAUCUUUGGUUCACGCCUACGGUGAAUCGCUUAAAAGAGUUGAGAUUUUGCCGCUCUUCAGUCUUGUUUUUCUUCAGUCUUCUUUAGUCUUGUUUUGUUUUAGUCUAGUUUGUCUUCUUCGUAGUUUUCUUUGUCUCCGUCUAUAGUUCGCAAUUUUCCCCGCGUUUUUAUUAAUUGCCUUAAGCUCAGAUUUUUCUUUGAAACUUGGAUGAAACAUGCCCAAGUUAUUUAAAGCCUCAGUAACAAGCUGCGCGCAUAAGAGAACCUCAGUCUAAGUCUUUUUAUUUAUUUUUGUUCGCUAAGGUGACUCCUGAAGAUAAUAUCGGCUGGCCAGCGAAAUUAUUUUAUUAAGUUAUUGGCGCGAAUUAAUCUGCAACCAAGCUAGUCCUGAACGCCGACCAGCAUCAUCUGCCGAGCUGCUUUGCCACCUGGUUCCGAGAGGCCCAGAGAUCCGAAGUAUCUAACGGCGCUGACACGGUCCUGAAGCUGAGAUCCAGACACGGCGGAAGAACUCCCCGCCGAACCUUCAGUAUCCGGUCCGGUAGCCACAGAACUUCAGCCGAUCCAUUCCAAGAGUGCCGCUGAGAACCGACGUCCAAAGUAGGCUAAAUCCUCGAAAUUGCUGUGAUAAGAGCUGGGUGAUGCCGUCAACCGUUCAGUAGCUUACUCUCAUAAGUUAUAGUUUAGUUCUCCAAAUUCCUUUUUAAUUUACCCUCGUAACCCCGUUAACGUAGGUUAAAUUUCCCUUUAUUCACUCACUAUUAUUAACCUCCAGUCUUAGGUUUAACUUAAACCAUUCCUUCGUUUAUUCAUUAGAUGUGCUUUGAUUUGCUCAUUAUUUGCUCAUCAUUUAUUGACGUUUUGUUAUCAUAUAGCUUGUUAAUAAAUUGUCCAUUUAAUUUUAAGUUGUCGUCUUAGUGGUCUUUCAGAAAGUAGUCCCUGAAUGAAGAAUUCCGGCCUCAGAUGAGAGACUGAUUUAAAUCUGUUUAAGACUGAUCCAACGUUUAAUUACUCAAUUGAACUUUGUUUCGUCCUUUUCCCACCAGAAAGGUGGGUGGUGCCCCUUCAACGAGUGCAUAAAUGUCAUAAUUUAAUUUGAUUAAUUUUCGACAUUUAUUUUGAAUUUGAAAUCGCUACACCCAUGGAGGAGGAAAUUGCUUAACUGAAGGAGCUGGUCGCCCAGCUGCAGGCGGAGAAUCAACGCAUGCGUCAAGAGUGGCAGUCCAGUCUUCCUGGGCCCAGCACCUCAAGCUCAACUUCAUCUGGCCCCCCUACAGUUAACAAUAUGGUAACUGAAAGACUGGUUUACCUUCCUCGGGAGAGAAAAUGUCCCAUGUUUAGGGGCAGGACUGGAAUUAGCAUUGUUGAGUGGGUGGAAGAACGUCCAUGCUUGCACCCGUGCUAGAAAUAUGUCCACAGUUGAGCAAGCACUUUUCCUUUUUGACCAUUUAGAGGGGGAAGCCAGAGAAGAGAUUAAAUACAGACCGCAGCAGGAACGGGAAGAUCCAAACAAGGUUUUGGCUAUAUUACAGGAACUGUAUGGGUGUUCAAGGCCUUAUGUGUCUUUGCAAGAGGAGUUUUUCUCUAGAAAACAACAAGAUGGGGAAACAUUGCAAGAAUUUUCACAUGCUUUAUUGUGUCUAAUGGACAAGGUUGAUAAAAAGACACCAAAUUUUCUUCCUAACAAAGAUGUGUUACUGAGAGACCAAUUUGUUGAACAUGUUGUUGAUUGCUCCCUUCGCAGAGAACUUAAGCAAUAUGUCAGAAGCCACCCUACAGCCAGCCUGAUAGAUGUCCGCAGUGAGGCCAUUAGGUGGGAGCAGGAGGGAUUGUCCACCAGUGGGAGGGGUAGAAGCCACUCUGUUGAAAACCAAAGACAUUAGGCACAAACUGUUCAGCAAGGGUACCCCAAUCAUAGCCAGGCAGAUAGCUCCUUCAAUUCUGAGUUAGGUGAGCUAAAGGAAAUCCUUAAAAACCAGCAAGAGCAACUGAAUAAGCUAACUCAAAGUUUAGCCACCUUAAACGAUGUUCAAAACACCCAACCAAAUGGCCGCAGGAAAAAUGUCAUCUGUAGGAGGUGUCAUAAGCCUGGCCACUUUGCUAGGGAGUGUGAGGAAGAGUUCCCAACCCCACAGCCUCCUGUUCAUUCAAUGCAGUUUCGCUCUAAUGGUAGACAGCCCUCUCAGAACCAGGGAAACUUUCUCCCCCUGAACCGUUGAGCCAAAGUUCAGGUGGGGGCCCCUUAGGCUCAGACUCUGCUGCUAAUAAUCCUGAUAACUUGGUGUCAGUCUGCCCAACCUUAGCUGUACUUAUGGGGGGAGUUUCAGUUCCAUGCCUGGUUGAUACAGGUUCAAUGGUGUCAACUAUAACUGAAAGUUUCUUUGCUCAACAUUUUGAACCAUGGGGUCCAGACAAACUCCAGUGUUGUAAUUGGUUGAAAUUGAGUGCAGCUAAUGGCUUGGCCAUACCGCACGUUGGAUACCUGGAGUUAGAUGUUCAGCUUUGUGGCAGAGUCGUAGCAAAGCGAGGUGUUUUGGUGGUCAGGGAUCCCCCACACAGUGAACAUUCAGUUCCAGGUGUCCUUGGUAUGAACAUCAUAAAGGAAUGUUACCAGGAGUUGUUUGUACUUCAUGGCCCUGCUCUGUUUAACUUACCUUCUGUGUUGCAGGCCCCUAUCCAAGUUCAGCAGGCCUUUCAAAAGUGUCACCAGGCCCAAGCAGCUGCCCCUUCUGGUCAUUCCAGUCGGGUCAAGGUGAAAGGUGGGAGGGUUUGUAGAGUUCCUGGGGGUUCUCUAAAAAUUGUGGCAGCCACCUGCUCUCAGCAUCACCUUGGGGAAGUUUUGUUUGAGCCCCUUAGCACAGGUUUGCCUGCAGGUCUGCUAGCAUCCCCAGCACUUGUUCAGGUGAGUAGAGGCACAGCUUACAUCCCUGUUGUAAAUGUUGGAAGCCAGGAUGUUGUACUGUACCCGAGAACCGUUCUUGGCACCUUGAGUAAUGUUCACCUUGUAAGCUCGCCCACAGGUCUGGUAGAGGGGGAAGUAGCAGCCACAGUUUCCUCUCAGUCAGCGACCAGUUCAGUGCAGGAUAAGGUUGAUGCAUUUGAUUUAACAGCCCUUACAGAACAGGAACAAGUACAAGUCAGGUCCUUUUUGCACAAGUACAGUGGUGUCUUUUCUUCACAUGAAAGUGACAUAGGAUGCACAAACCUCAUUUCUCAUGACAUACCUUUAGUGGAUGAGGUCCCAGUACGUCGGAGAUACAGACGCAUCCCCCCUUCAGAGUAUGAGGCAGCAAAGGCUCACAUUCACCAGCUUUUAGAGGCUCAGGUUAUUAGAGAAAGUAGUAGCCCCUUUGCCUCUCCUAUUGUGUUGGUGAAAAAGAAAGAUGGUAGCCUCCGGUUGUGUGUGGACUACAGGCUCCUCAACAGCAAGACCCGAAAGGAUGCGUUUCCUCUGCCCCGCAUAGAGGAAUCCCUCGACGCUCUCUCAGGUGCCCAAUGGUUUUCAACCUUGGAUCUAGCUGCUGGAUAUAAUCAGGUAACAGUGACUGAAAAGGACAAAAUGAAGACUGCAUUUUGCACCCCAUUUGGGUUGUUUGAGUGGAACCGCAUGCCAUUUGGGUUAUGCAAUGCACCAAGUACCUUCCAGAGAUUAAUGGAGAGAAUCUUUGGAGAUCAGCAUUGUCAAUCAUUGUUACUGUACCUGGAUGAUGUGGUUGUGUUCUCUUCCUCUGUAGAGGAGCAUGUGAAACGCUUGGAUGUUGUGCUGGGUCGCCUGCAAAAGGAGAAUCUCAGAGCCAAGCUGGAGAAGUGCACAUUCUUCAAACCAGAGGUGAGCUACCUUGGCCAUGUAAUAUCCAGGCAUGGUGUAUCUACAGACCCUGACAAAAUAGAAGUGGUGUCAAAGUGGCAGCGCCCUUACCAAGUCUCGGAGCUGCGGUCUUUCAUGGGAUUUGCCAGCUACUACCGACGCUUUAUUGAAGGUUUUGCUAAGCUGGCUGCCCCCUUGCAUCACCUAGUGGCUGAGUUGACAGGAACAAAAUCUAAAAGACCAACAGGAAGGAGUCUGAGUGCUGCAUGGACUACAGAGUGUGAGCGGAGCUUUGAAGAACUCAAAACACGGUUAGUGACUGCUCCUGUUUUAGCCUAUGCUGACUUCAACUUGCCCUUCAUCUUGGAGGUUGAUGCUAGUUAUAGCGGGCUGGGUGCUGUCCUUUCACAAGAACAGAAUGGGAAAGUUCGACCCGUAGCUUAUGCCAGCCGAGGUCUCAAACCCACGGAGCAUAACAUGGACAAUUAUAGCUCCAUGAAAUUGGAGUUUCUGGCUUUGAAAUGGGCCAUGACAGAAAAAUUCAGAGACUGUUAGGACAAAAGUGUAUGGUGUACACGGAUAACAACCCCCUCAGCCACCUAUCCACAGCAAAACUAGGAGCAACAGAGCAACGCUGGGCAGCACAACUGGCUUCAUUUGACUUCACCAUAAAGUAUCGGCCUGGUCGAAUUAACAAAAAUGCAGAUUCCCUCUCCAGGCAGCACCCAGUCAGCAGAACUUCAGGCUGUGAACCUCAUGGCCUCCCAGUUCCAGAGCAGUUGCAGCAGGCUAUUGAGUCAGGCCAGGUAACAAGAGCCACUCAGGCCACCAUUUCAGCAUUCCCCUCUCUCACUGACUCUGAUUUGUGUGCAUUGCAGGAGGCUGAUCCAACAAUCAGUGACUUUCUUCUGUUUUGGAGCAGAGGAAGGGGCCCUAAUGCAGCAGAAAGAGAGAAAGCCUCAAAGGAUGUCCUGACAUUGGUGAGACAAUGGAGCCGUAUAGAAGAGAGAAACGGCAUUCUUCAUCGCAGAGUCUGUCAUCCCAGGGGAGAGGAGGUGUUGCAGCUGGUGCUACCACAGUCUCUAAAAAGUGAGGUUCUGCAUCAAUUACAUCAUGAACAUGGACAUCAAGGUGUGGACCGCACAACAGAUCUGGUCCACCAGCGGUGCUAUUGGCCUAGAAUGCACCAGGACAUCAAAGAAUGGUGCCAAAAGUGUGAACGCUGUCAGGUGGCAAAGCAGACUCAACCCACUGCCUGUGCAUAUAUGGGACAUUUACUGGCAUCCCGGCCAAACCAGAUCCUCGCCGUGGACUUCACUAUCCUGGAAUCAUCAAAGAACGGGUUUGAGAAUGUCCUUGUUAUGACAGAUGUUUUCUCCAAGUACACCCAGGCGGUCCCAACCCGAGACCAGCUAGCAUCAACAGUGGCUAAGGUCCUCAUCAAUGACUGGUUCUGCAGGUUUGGUGUACCUGGGCGUAUUCACUCCGACCAAGGCAGAAACUUUGAGAGCCACCUCAUCCAACAACUCUGCAGCAUGUAUGGGAUAGAGAAGAGUCACACCACCCCCUAUCAUCCAGCUGGUAAUGGACAAUGUGAACGUUUCAAUCGUACACUACACAACCUCCUACGCACUUUACCAGUAACCAAGAAAAGGGAUUGGGCCAGCUACCUACCUCGGGUGACCUUCUCCUACAACACCACACCACAUCAAUCCACCGGUGAGUCCCCAUAUUUUCUAAUGUUUGUACAAGACCCUCACUUACCUGUAGAUUUCCUUCUGGGCAGAGUACCUGAACCCACAGCUGGCAGCACUCACGCCUGGAUCACAGAGCAUCAAACCCGACUCCGACAUGCAUUUGAGGCAGCUAGACAGCAUCUGGAGGCAGCAGCUGAAAAGCGUAAACAGAACUACGACCGACAUGUGAAGGAUGCUCCCCUACAAGAAGGCAAGCUUGUUUUCCUGAAGGAUGUUGGAGCAAGGGGGCGGCACAAGAUCCAAGACAUCAGGGGCCCAAUACUCUACAAAGUACUUAAGGCUCCAGCCGCUGGAGGAUCAGUGUACACCAUCGCUCCUGCUGACAACCUCGACCAAGUGAAGCAUGUCCACCGCUGCCUGCUGAGAGGUAAAGUGGAUAGUGUGACCGACUGCAACCCACCAGAGACCCCCCAAGUGGCUGAACCUCCUCCCCAGAAUGAAGCUUCAGCAGAUGGUGAAUGGUUUGUUGUGAUUCCUGAGGUAACCCCAGCAACAAAUCAACCUUUACCAACUCAGGCCCCCUUAGCAGCUCCCACAGAAGAUGCUGUACCACCACCUGCUCCUCAAGACCCUCAGCAGCAGUUGGAGGAGACAAACCCUAUAGCUCACAGUGGAGCAUCCCAGCGCAGGACCCCUCGCACAAAUGCUGGCCAACACCCGAACCCACAUCACCUCCCUCAGGCAGCACAGAGUAGGGCAAUAGGGGCUACGAACUCUCACACUCCCGGGCAUACUGCCUUUGUCUUUAGGCCAUGGCAGUAA
Molecule: messenger RNA, 9401 nt
Organism: Xyrichtys novacula (pearly razorfish)
Lineage: Eukaryota; Metazoa; Chordata; Actinopteri; Labriformes; Labridae
Source: the annotation of a GenBank genome assembly